Loxodonta africana (African savanna elephant) is the source of this 8572-nucleotide messenger RNA. RefSeq names its product Raf-1 proto-oncogene, serine/threonine kinase (gene RAF1). Gene Ontology annotation, cellular component: cytoplasm. The record is from RefSeq and is a predicted model, not a curated record. The transcript is spliced from 17 exons. Gene Ontology annotation, molecular function: protein kinase activity; ATP binding. Gene Ontology annotation, biological process: Ras protein signal transduction; protein phosphorylation. Lineage: Eukaryota; Metazoa; Chordata; Mammalia; Proboscidea; Elephantidae. Bases 535 to 2481 code for a protein of 648 amino acids.
CUGUAUGGGGUUAUAAGCAUGGAGAAAAACAGAAGAAUAAUACUAGGUUGUUAACAUAGAUUACUUGGGUAUGGGUAGAUGGGGAGGGGAAAAGAAGAGUAUAGCAGAGAAUUUUAUUUAUAUAUUAAGUACUAUAGAAAAAAAAUAAGCAGGAUAAAAGAUUUAGAGGGUACUGAGAUUGAGAGAGGGUUGCUGUUUAUAAUGGGUGUGUUUGUAAAAUCCAAACCAGUUGCUCUCGAGUUGGUUCCGACUCAUGGUGACCCCGUGUGUAUGUAAAGACAUUAUAUAAAGAUUAGAAAACAAAAACACAAAAGAAAAUAAAAUUGUGUGAUAAGCAAAAAUAGUUGUACCUGUACCUUUCGCGAUCAGGCUCAUUUCUUUCCAAACUUUUCUUCCUAGGCUUUCAUUUCAUGGAUACCCUUUGGCUGUCCAUCUGUUGAUAUAUUAUCCCUUCAACCUCGUGUACUACGAAUAAAUCAUCCUUUAUUGACCGUUUCUUCCACUCAAGGUUUAAUUUUUGUUUAAGCUGCAUCAAUGGAGCACAUACAGGGGGCCUGGAAGACGAUCAGCAAUGGUUUUGGAUUCAAAGAUGCCGUGUUUGAUGGCUCCAGCUGCAUCUCCCCUACAAUAGUUCAGCAGUUUGGCUAUCAGCGCCGGGCGUCAGAUGAUGGCAAACUCACAGAUUCUUCUAAGACAAGCAACACUAUCCGAGUUUUCUUGCCAAACAAGCAAAGAACAGUGGUCAAUGUGCGAAAUGGAAUGAGCUUGCACGACUGCCUUAUGAAAGCCCUCAAAGUGAGGGGCUUGCAACCAGAGUGCUGUGCAGUAUUCCGACUUCUCCAUGAACACAAAGGUAAAAAAGCACGUUUAGAUUGGAAUACUGAUGCUGCCUCUUUGAUUGGAGAAGAACUUCAAGUAGAUUUCCUGGAUCAUGUUCCCCUCACAACACACAACUUUGCUCGGAAGACGUUCCUGAAGCUUGCCUUCUGUGACAUCUGCCAGAAGUUUCUGCUAAAUGGAUUUCGAUGUCAGACUUGUGGCUACAAAUUUCAUGAGCACUGUAGCACCAAAGUACCUACUAUGUGUGUGGACUGGAGUAAUAUCAGACAGCUGUUAUUGUUCCCAAAUUCCACUGUUGGUGAUAGUGGGGUCCCAGCACUACCUUCUUUGACAAUGCGUCGGAUGCGAGAGUCUGUUUCCCGGAUGCCUGUUAGUUCCCAGCACAGAUACUCCACACCCCAUGCCUUCACGUUUAACACCUCCAGCCCCUCUUCAGAGGGCUCACUGUCCCAGAGGCAGAGAUCGACGUCCACGCCUAAUGUCCACAUGGUCAGCACCACCCUGCCUGUGGACAGCAGGGUGAUAGAGGAUGCAAUUCGAAGUCACAGCGAAUCAGCCUCACCUUCAGCCCUGUCCAGCAGUCCCAACAAUCUGAGCCCAACAGGCUGGCCGCAGCCCAAAACCCCGGUGCCGGCACAGAGAGAGCGGGCGCCAGGACCUGGGACCCAGGAGAAAAACAAAAUUAGGCCUCGUGGACAGAGAGAUUCAAGCUAUUACUGGGAAAUUGAAGCCAGUGAAGUGAUGCUCUCUACCCGGAUCGGGUCAGGAUCAUUUGGGACUGUUUAUAAGGGCAAAUGGCAUGGAGAUGUUGCAGUAAAGAUCCUCAAGGUCGUUGACCCAACACCUGAGCAGCUCCAGGCCUUUAGGAAUGAAGUGGCUGUCCUGCGCAAAACACGGCACGUGAACAUAUUGCUCUUCAUGGGGUACAUGACGAAGGACAACCUGGCGAUUGUGACCCAGUGGUGUGAAGGCAGCAGCCUCUAUAAACACCUGCAUGUCCAGGAGACCAAGUUUCAGAUGUUCCAGUUGAUUGACAUUGCCCGGCAGACGGCUCAGGGAAUGGACUAUUUGCAUGCAAAGAACAUCAUCCACAGAGACAUGAAAUCCAACAAUAUAUUUCUCCAUGAAGGAUUGACGGUAAAAAUUGGAGAUUUUGGUUUGGCAACAGUAAAGUCACGCUGGAGUGGUUCUCAGCAGGUUGAACAACCCACCGGCUCUGUCCUGUGGAUGGCCCCAGAGGUGAUCCGGAUGCAGGACAAUAACCCAUUCAGCUUCCAGUCUGAUGUCUACUCCUAUGGCAUUGUAUUGUAUGAGCUGAUGACGGGGGAACUUCCUUACUCACACAUCAACAACCGGGAUCAGAUCAUCUUCAUGGUGGGUCGAGGGUAUGCCUCCCCGGAUCUUAGUAAGCUAUACAAGAACUGCCCCAAAGCAAUGAAGAGGCUCGUAGCUGACUGUGUGAAGAAAGUUAAGGAAGAAAGGCCUCUUUUCCCCCAGAUCCUGUCUUCCAUUGAGCUGCUCCAGCACUCUCUACCGAAAAUCAACCGGAGUGCUUCUGAGCCCUCCCUGCACCGGGCGGCCCACACUGAGGAUAUCAAUGCCUGCACGUUGACCACGUCCCCUAGACUGCCUGUCUUCUAGUUGGACUCUGUACCUGCACUCAGGCCACCAGGGAAGGAAGGGAAGUCAGCAGGCACCACUUUUCUGCUCCCUUUCUAUGGGGACAGAACUCAUUUUCAGAAAAGCUGCUGCUAAGGACCUUCUAGAUGAUUCACAGGGCCUUAACUUCAUGUUGCCUUUUCUACCCUUUCUGGCCCUGGGAGAAGGAAGCCACUCACCAUGCUGGUUUGUCCUGCUCUCCUCUCUCCCCACAUGCCCAUGAGCCAAGCCUUCUCCAGAUGCACAAGUGGGUGCUGAUGGCAGUACAUCAUCCAGGGUCCCCAGCUCUUGGCUAAAUGAAUUAUUUUUACGGCAGGAGAGAAUACUCAGAGUGGAAAUGAAGGUAGUAGACAAUCCAGCUCAGAUGUGGGGACACGUGGAUUUUGGAAUUAAGCUCCUGUGAGGAAUGCUUAUCAGAGGAUGGACUUUUCUUCAAAGAGAUAGCGGCGGGGUACCAAACAGGUAGUUUUGCACGUAAUGCACCAAACAGACCAGGACUGUCGAGAUCCCCGGCCGCCUGAAGGAGCCUGCUCUGGUACUAUGGAACUUUACUUCUUGGACACUUCUUCUUUCAUCCAGCCUGAGGUCUCCAGGUGAGGUGACUGGCCUGCCCUCCCAGUCUCCACCCUCUCAGGGAGCAGUCUUCCAGCGUGUGGAGCAGUCUUCCAGGAGCUGCCCCUAUGGGGCGGGGCCCCAGAACCAGCCUUGUCUCUACAGUCCCAUCACGUGUAUGCAAGGAAGCCAAGGACACAGGUUUUCUUGAUGAUUUGGGUUUUAAUUUUGUUUUUAUUGCGCCUGACAAAAUACAGUUACUAUACUAUGGUUCCUCAAUUAUGUUAUUUUAAUAAAAUAAAUUAAAUUUAGGUUUAAUGGCUGUUACCUCCUUUUAAAGUAAUAAAGUGUCAGGUUAAGACCACUGACUCACAGCUUGACAUGCCACUGUUCACUCCCUUAGAAUGUUCACUCCCUUAGAAAGGGGUUGGGGUAUAAAUUAGUACUCUCUUCUGGAGAAGAACUCAAGAAGCAGGAAGUGAGCCCAGAGUGUAGGCUGGGAAUGAAUUUUACUUCAGCCUUUGUCUUAAAAGCACUCUAAACUCCAGGGUCAAAGUAGACCUUUCUCUACCCACAUUUAUAAAAUAUUUGGUAUCUACGGCUUGUUACAAAAAUAGACAAAUUCCAAGAUUAUGCUCGUCAUUCAAUUAAAACCACAACUGAUGACGGAAAACUUGAGCUCAGAUCUUUUUUGGGACACCUGCUGGGUACAGAACCAGAAACGUCCUUGGGCUCCAUUAAGUUACAAAAUUUAAAUCAAAGCCAGGCUUUACAGGUAAGAAUAAAUGCUUGAGUAUUAACCCCACACGACAGGCCUGUCCAAAGAAGAGCUCUCAGGUGAGAGCCGGGGCUGUUUUCUCUGGAGGGAUGUGGGCAGGGGCUCCUUGGGUCCCAGCCCAGCAGUGAGGGGGCUACACUUCCGCUCUGCCUCCCAGGAAUGCCCGUUACUUCAGGAGCCUCCCGUAUAGGUAAAAAGAUUUAUGCUUAACUUUGUUUACUGAACACAUGGCAAGAAGAUUACUGCUCUUCCUGGAGGGAUGUGGGCAGGGGCUCCUUGGGUCCCAGCCCAGCAGUGAGGGGGCUACACUUCCGCUCUGCCUCCCAGGAAUGCCCGUUACUUCAGGAGCCUCCCGUAUAGGUAAAAAGAUUUAUGCUUAACUUUGUUUACUGAACACAUGGCAAGAAGAUUACUGCUCUUCCUGUAAACACGGCCUCUGUCAUUUUGCAGGUUGGCCAAAAUACAAAAUUCUAGUUUUGGGGUAACGAAGGGUUUUUUCCUGAAAGGAGCAACUGUUUUUGGACACUUCAGAGAACUCAAUGAUCAUACUCAAAAUGAAGAGCCUUUGAGUACUAAAGUUCUAUAGGUGUGAAGGGCCACUUUACAGAAAAUGAAAAGUUCCGUAUAUGUCAUAGUUUUGACCACACACUGUUUAAAUACACUAAGGGAAUACACUACAGAAGGAAUCCUUUUACAGGAUGAAGAACCCUUUGGUAAGAAAAAGGAAUCUGCUGCUUUAGGAGCAAGUGCGCGUUUACUGCUUCUGGGGAGAAACGGGAACCAAGUUUGUUGUAAAAGCAGUUGGUCAGAACUCGGUCUGAAUGAUCAGCUGUUUACCCUAAGGAGCCUGAAGUGCAGCUAACGUAUCAACUGUAAGAAUGACCAGGCCGUAUACUAGACAGGUUAUUUUAUAUCCUUCACUGUUCCCGUGGAGAGUGGAGAGGCCAAGGCUAAAGUACAAUCCUACUCAAACUCAAGUGACACACCACCUAGUGCAGCAGACAGGGAACUGCAUGCCCUAGCUUGGGAGGCUCGGCCAGCGGAGCCCAAGAUGCAGGGGCGACCAUCUACUCUUCAGGGCUCUGAAGACUCCACUCCAGAAAGGUGCAUGAAGAGGUCCCCAAGCUCGGUCAUAUCCACAUCUUCAGUGUUGGGGAUGUGUUGGCUUUCUCGGUUCUCGAUGAAAUCCCAGAGCCGCACAGAAUUGAAGAACUGCAAAAACGCCCAGAAAACAUGCUUGGUUAUUGCUAAUGGCAACAUGAAAGACGUGCCGCUUUUUCUUUUGCUUACCCCAAUCCCUGUUGCCAAAGCCAUGUAGCCAGAGAAGAGGCCAAGAACAGUAUCUGGAAAUGCCCACAGCUCAGUGUCCCUGAAAGAGAGCAAUGUCCUUACCCUCACGGUGCCUUCAGAACUGAGCUGUUUCCGGGGUUUCUCGGGCUCUGCAAGCCGCCCGUCAGGGUAAGCAUGGCGGUAAAGGCAUUUACUUCCAAAUGGGCAGGUCCCCUUGCCUUGCUCAAAGUACUUACAGGCCUUUUUCCUGAAAAUCAGAAGAAAUCAAGAGGAUAGUGGGAGAAACUGGGGCCCAGGUGGACACCUGCCUUCCUUCAUGUCUGCAUACAAUGCGAGCACUAGGAGAGCUUCACAUUAUAGGUAGGGAAACUGAGGCUCAGAGGCGCCAAGUGACUUGUCCAAGGUCACAUACAGCUGGGAUUCUGAUUUCCAAGCUGGAUAACAUUCCCACGGUAACAUGUUGCCCCACAGAAUUUGGGUCUGUGUGGGGAUUCUACUGUAUUGAAUGUGCGGUGCUAAAGGCCUUUCAGGAGAAACCCAGACCCUCCAGGCAACUCCUGCACAUACCUGAUCAACAGGCAGCAGCCAGGGGCUAGCUGAGGCCUGAGCAGCCAGUCAAGCCUCACUUUAGCCCCUGGCUGCAUCUCUGGGCCAAUUGCCUGGGCUCUAGCAUUGAAGCUAGGUCACGGGCCUCCUCAGCUCAAAGUUCCAAAAGGAGCUCCACCCAGUAAAGCUUUCCCUUCUGGCCAGCAGUGAUGUCAAAGGUGACCACAGGAAGCUGUGACUUAGGAGUCAAAGGGAAAGCAGUGAAUUCUAGCAACUGCCUAAAGCUACAGGUCUCAUUCUAAUUUUCCUCUGUACCCACCCUCUGGAGCAGAGGUUCUUAACUCCAUGUGCUGUGGACCCCUUCUCAGAACAAUGUUUUUAAAUGCAAAAAACAAAACACAUAGGUUUAUAGGAUAUAGUUAUCAAAAAGUUAAAUGUUUUCCUAUCUCUGCAUUCUACCCGGAGACCCCUAUGUAGAGAGGCCCUGCUCCAGAGGAAACUCGCAACCAAGUAAAAGAAUUCCCAUUUCUUCCUCAAAUGAAAUUGAGCUCACACAAUCAUAAAUGGUCCUCAAUUGAAGAAACAUUUGGAAGCGGUACCCUAGAAACCAGAGAGCUACCUAGGAGUACUAAGGAGGGAAUAAGUUGCAAAAAUAAAACCAAAUCACGCAGAAAUGGCACGCCGCCAGCUGGGCAGCUGGUAUGUGUGAUGCUUGUAGAUGACAGAGGUGGAUUCCUGAACUCCAGUUCUCUUCUGUUUCCUCAGACAAGGGGAUGGCAGAGCCCAGUGAAGUCCUCUGAGGCAUAGUCCAGAGCAGCAUCCAGAACAGCUUCCUAGUUGUGGACCAUAGGGGAAGGGGCUGCCUUGUUUGCCUGGCACCUACUUCUGGCAGGCUUGACUCCAGCACAGGUGGCCGAGGAGUGGGUUCAACCACGCAGGUGUUUGGACCAGACAUCUGCCGUGGUGCCCUCUUCUCCUACGAUUCUGCUCUAGCAGUGAGCUCUCCCCAGAGCAAAAGGGGGAGGACACUGUUAAGUGUCAGCUGGAUAUCAACACGAGGACAUCCUAGGGUACUUGCUUUCAUAAACUCACCAGGUUCAAACACUCUCUAGUCCUCCCAACUUAUCCCCACAAUUAUUCUAUUUUUCUGGUCACCAAGCCCAAAAGCCACCACUUCAUUGUGACUUAGUCUUUGUUCUCAUCUCUCUCACAUCUAAUUGUGUUCAUUGUGCUUACAUAACACCUCCCAAAUUGUCCAUCCUUUCCAUUUCCACAUUCUUGAAGCUGUUUGGAUCGACAUUCUCUGCUGCCUGGCUUGCCACAGUCCUUUCUAAACUGGUCUCCCUCCCACCAGUUUUCAGCUUCUUCACAUAACCACAGAGGAGUGUCCCCAAACAGUAUGUCUGUCACCCUCUUCUUAAAAGACCAUUCACAGGCUGGUAUUCAAGGCCCCCUCAGACUUGACUCCAGUCUCUGUGGCCCUGUGGUCCCACCACAUCCUUCUACAUGCCUCAUGUUUCAACCCCAAUGAACCAUGCCCCUUGCCCCCAAACACGAACUAUGCACCUUUCUGCACCCAUGUCAUUCUAUCCCUUGCUCCCCACCGGACAAGCUAUUCAUGCUUCAUGGCUCAGGGUUCCCGUACUGCUAUUCCUAACAGUCUGAGGUGGAUCCAAGUGCUUUCUCUAUUGUGACAUCUGGCUUGGGCCUUUCAAGAAUAAUUCUGUAUAUCGUAAUUGCUUUCUUGUAAUUUCCUGGGAAGUUAUUCUACUAAUCUCUUCAUUUCCCCAACCACCCCAUCGAUGCUUAGUUUGAAGGUGCCUGACCCCUGUUGAGUGUUCAGUACCUUGUGGAAUGUGUAAAUACAGUCCUCCAAGGAAACCGAGGCCAGGAAAGACCCUAACAGCAAUAAAACAUGAGAAAUGUCAAACUUCUCCAGCAGAGCUCCUUUCUAUAGGCUCGGGCUCCUCCACUGCCUUGCCUUGCCUGCCCUCUGGUGGACAUAAAAUAAAACACCACAAGAGGGAAAAACAGGAAAAUACCAAUUCUUCAGUAACUGAUAUGCAACUUAAAGGAACCAUGAAAAAAGGUGACAUAUAGUUCCACUUCAGUAGGGCCAAGUAAGCUUUUACCACACUGUCUCUCCUGCAGAUAACGAUGAACAUAACUAUUAAUAAAAGAUCUUGAAGGCACUGGAGAGUAAAUAAAGGCAGGAGAUUCUUUAGGGGAGAAGACAACUGGAAGAAGGGAAUAGCAAGGAGUGAGUUACCUUUUUUUUUUUUAAACCCCACAGAAAAUUCUGCCUUUCUGUCUGAAGAAGGAAAAGACAGAGUUCAGGACAACCACAAAAAAAAAAAAAAUUUUUUUUUUUUUUUUGAAAAUGAGGACGAAAUCCCUCAAAGGAGGAGGCCUGAGAUGGAGUGCUCCAAAUACUGUGCAUAAACUAUGCCCAGAUCUCUGGCUAAUCCUGACCCACACAUGAAUGUGGCAGGCUCAGUGCGGCACAACUAAGGAUAAGCAACUGAACGUAGGUUUAAAAUGCUGCCCAAGAGUUUGAGUCCAAAUAAUUUAACUGUCUGAUAAAACCAAAACACCACCUUACAGAGGAACCUAACAGAACCCAGAGUACAUUUACAAUGUCUCGGAUACAAUCCAAAACUAACCAGUAUGUUAAAAAGUCAUCAAGAUGUAACCCAUUUUUGUGAAAAAAGACAAUCAACAGAGACCAACUUCAAGAUGACAGGAUUUUAAAACAGCUACUAUAAAUACAUUCAAGGUCAUGAAAGAACAUACACCCAAAGAAUGAAAAGAUAAGCAAUCUCAGGAGAGAAACAAACAAUAAAAAAGAACCAAAUGGAAAUUCUAGAAAUGAAGAAUAAAAUACCUGAGAUUAAAAAAAAAAAAAAA